Danio aesculapii is the source of this 1602-nucleotide messenger RNA. RefSeq names its product adenylosuccinate lyase (gene adsl). The transcript has 13 exons. NCBI's taxonomy places the organism in Eukaryota, Metazoa, Chordata, Actinopteri, Cypriniformes, Danionidae. Gene Ontology annotation, cellular component: cytosol. The record is from RefSeq and is a predicted model, not a curated record. Gene Ontology annotation, biological process: 'de novo' AMP biosynthetic process. Gene Ontology annotation, molecular function: (S)-2-(5-amino-1-(5-phospho-D-ribosyl)imidazole-4-carboxamido) succinate lyase (fumarate-forming) activity; N6-(1,2-dicarboxyethyl)AMP AMP-lyase (fumarate-forming) activity. Bases 90 to 1538 code for a protein of 482 amino acids.
GAAGAAGAAGAACAACAAAACUUGCUGCAGACUUGCGGUUCACGUACAGCCCGUGUGCGAACUAGGCGCUCCGUUUAACAGCUGCAGGCAUGGAGGGAUCCGGGGAAGAGUUUCUGAAAUACCGCUCACCGCUGGUGUCCCGGUACGCCAGCAAAGAGAUGGCCUACAACUUCAGUGACAGGAAAAAAUUUACAACGUGGAGAAAGCUGUGGAUUUAUCUCGCGAAGGCCGAAAAGUCUUUGGGUCUCCCUAUAAGUGAUGCUCAGGUAAGCGAGAUGGAGUCUCACUCGGAGGACAUUGAUUUCGUUAUGGCUGCGGAGGAGGAGAGGAAACUAAGGCAUGAUGUCAUGGCUCAUGUGCACACAUUCGCUCAAUGCUGUCCCACCGCUGCUCCCAUCAUCCACUUGGGUGCCACUUCCUGUUAUGUGGGUGACAACACGGAUCUGAUUAUGCUGCGUGAUGGAUUUGAUAUCCUGCUGCCCAAGUUGGCUCGUGUCAUUGACAGACUGGCGAAUUUUGCAGAGAAAUACGCCGACCUGCCGACAUUAGGCUUCACCCACUAUCAACCUGCUCAGCUGACGACAGUGGGGAAGCGCUCCUGUCUGUGGCUCCAGGAUCUGCUCAUGGACAUGAGAAACCUCCAGCGGGCCAGAGAUGACCUGCGCUUCAGGGGUGUUAAAGGAACCACAGGCACUCAGGCCAGCUUCCUGCAACUUUUCCAGGGGGAUCAUGACAAGGUGGAGGACUUGGAUAAGAUGGUUACUGAGAUGGCUGGAUUUAAAAAAUCAUAUCUGGUGACAGGUCAGACGUACAGUCGGAAGGUGGAUAUCGACUCGGUCUGUGUGCUGUCCAGCCUCGCAGCCACAAUACACAAGAUUUGCACUGAUAUCCGUCUGCUGGCUAAUCUAAAAGAGAUUGAGGAGCCGUUUGAGAAAGAGCAGAUUGGUUCCAGUGCAAUGCCAUACAAGAGGAACCCCAUGCGUGCGGAGCGCUGCUGCAGUCUGGCCCGCCACCUGAUGGCGCUGGUGUCCGACCCGCUGCAGACAGCAGCAGUGCAGUGGCUGGAAAGAACCCUGGACGACAGCGCUAACAGGAGGAUCUCCUUGCCUGAGGCCUUUCUUACAGCUGAUAUCAUCCUCAGCACAUUGCAAAACAUCACUGAAGGCCUAGUGGUCUAUCCUAAGGUGAUUGAGAGGCACAUCCGCCAUGAGCUGCCCUUCAUGGCUACUGAAAACAUUAUCAUGGCCAUGGUGAAAGCUGGAGGAAACAGACAGGACUGCCAUGAGAAGAUCCGUGUGCUGUCCCAGCAAGCUGCAGCCGUAGUCAAGCAGGAAGGGGGCGAUAAUGACCUCCUAGCUCGGGUUCAAGCUGAUCCAUAUUUCACCCCUAUAUUAGGAGAGCUGGAUGCCUUACUGGACCCUAAAACCUUCAUUGGCCGAGCCCCACAACAGGUUACUAGGUUUUUGUCUGAGGAGGUCAGGCCUGUUCUAGAGCCAUACAAAAGCAAAAUGGAUGUGAAGAUUGAACUGGAGCUCUGAAACGCACAUUACUGUAUGACUGACACAUCAGCACUGUCUGACAAUGAAUAAAUAUCUAUCUGCA